Molecule: messenger RNA, 1072 nt
Organism: Tarenaya hassleriana
Lineage: Eukaryota; Viridiplantae; Streptophyta; Magnoliopsida; Brassicales; Cleomaceae
Product: protein COFACTOR ASSEMBLY OF COMPLEX C SUBUNIT B CCB1, chloroplastic
Exons: 4
Coding region: 72-893 (273 amino acids)
Source: RefSeq, a predicted model, not a curated record
AUCCAGCGACUCACGAUCUCAAAGGCUAAGCCUUUUCAGCCCCACACUCUCCGCUCUCUCUAUUCGUCUUCAUGCCAUCGACAAUGACGACGAAGCUCCUCUCACCGCCGUUAUCAUGUCCGUGUAUUAUUCCCUCAAGAGAGGUGGUCGGGAGCUUUCAUCGGCGGCGAAUAUGGCCGAGUUUCCGGCGGAAUCGAGCGGGGGGCUUCCGUGUCGCCGCCGUCAUGACGGAGGAGACCUCCUCCCUCUUCGCCGUUGCUUCUUCGGCGCUUCAGCUGCAGCAAUGGUGGCAUCAGAACCCUGAUUCCGUACUGUUAAUGGCGGAGACUGGAGGUUACUCGCUCGCCAGCUACUACACGUCUCUGGGUCUAUUCGUGAUAUCAGUUCCAGGACUCUGGUCACUCAUCAAGCGCUCUGUCAAGUCUAAGGUAGUGCGGAAGACAUUUGUAACCGAAGACGGAGUGAGGAAAGAGCCGAAGCAAGUUGCUGGGGAGAUACUCUCAUUCUUCACACGCAGCAAUUUCCAAGUCACUGAUCGAGGAGAGACGAUCACGUUUGAGGGAAUGAUGGUUCCAAGCAGGGGACAAGCGGCGUUAUUGACGUUCUGCACAUGUAUAAGCUUGGCUAGUGUGGCGCUUGUUCUCACCAUUACUGUUCCUGACGUGGGCAACAACUGGUUCAUCAUCACCCUUCUCAGUCCACUCGCAGGAGCAUAUUACUGGACAAAAGCGUCGAGGAAAGAGCAGAUCGAAGUGAAGAUGACGGUGGGAGGCGAUGGGACAUUGUCUGAGAUUGUCGUUCAAGGAGAUGAUCUACAGGUUGAGGAGAUGAGGAAGGAUCUCAAGCUCAGUGAGAAAGGCAUGGUUUAUGUCAAAGGAGUCCUCGAGAGAUGAUGAUGAUGAUCAACUUCAUCUGCCAUCCUUUUUUUGGUAAAGGACCCAACUUUUUUUUUUUUUGGCUGAGGGAUUUAAAGAUGUACGAUGAUAUGCAUGAGACAUAUACAUCUUUAUUGACAUAUGAGUGAAUAGUUUUAUAACAAGAAGGAGUUCUCAUAAUAUAUUUUUUUUUUAAA